Atta colombica is the source of this 4035-nucleotide messenger RNA. Its product is annotated as myosin-11-like. NCBI's taxonomy places the organism in Eukaryota, Metazoa, Arthropoda, Insecta, Hymenoptera, Formicidae. The transcript is spliced from 31 exons. The record is from RefSeq and is a predicted model, not a curated record. The coding region runs from base 43 to 3963 and encodes 1306 amino acids.
GCUAACAAUUACACAAAUAAAAAUAAACUUUGUGCAAGUGACAUGUCAGACAAACUGAUCAAUUGCAUUGAAAUUAUUAAUAAAAUAUACUUAGAAAGACAAAAGGAAGUUACUGCUUUUGAUUGUAUGAUAAAGAAAGAAGAAAAUCGUUGUGCCUGUGGUGAUUCUAAGAAUAUUAAAUCAAAUGUGAAUAAUGCACGGCAAUUUAAAUUAAUGGAAGAAUUUAGAGUCUGUACUGUGGAAGCUCAAGCAGCAACAGAAGACAUUCGCGACGAGAUAAGCACCGUUGUCUCAACAUUUAAUUCACGACACCAAAAUUAUGAAGAAUUGAGUAAGAUGGUUACUAAUGUGCAAAGUUACUUGAUAAGAACACGAGAAGGAUUAAUAGAAGCAAUCAGUAGACUAGAAUUACAAGAGGAAGAAAGACUAAGACACAGCGAAAGAAUUGUAAGUGGCAAUCUUAAACUGAAGGAUAUAAAAAAUGAAAUUAAUCAUGUUCAAUCAGAAUUGUCUCGUUGCAUUAAUGGUAUGCAGGAGAAUAUACAGGGAUAUAAUGAAUCCGAAUAUACAGAAGCAUACAUAAACAAUGAUUUACUAACUAUGGUAAUGGAAGAAGUUGAACAAAUAUUGACAAAUUUGCAAUUAUUCCAAACUCAGGGAGGUUGUGUGACAUCAAUAUUAAAAGGAUUAAGAAGUCAGCUGUGUACUAUAGAUAGCUCUUUAAAGGAUUUACAGAAAAAAACCGGUGAAGUGCUAUUGAACAAUGAAAUUGCAAAAACGACAUUCUGUGAAAGGGAAUGCAGGUUGGCUAAAUUCGAAGAAGAAGUCGAUUGUGCACAUACAAAAAUGCAAGAUGUAUUGGAAAUAUUUCUUUCCACAAAACAGGAAGAAAAGGAAGUAAAUGACAUAAUAAAAACGAAAGAAGAUUUACAUAAAUUAAGAAAGGAAUACGACGAUUUAAAACUUAACAUGAUCCAGCAAACAUGUCAAAUGAAAUAUGAUGAAAGAUUAAAUAAAUGGAAAAAUCGUAUGACUGAUUUAGAAGAUCAAAUUCGAAUGUUGCAACAUGAGGCAAAAUGCAAACAAGAAGCAAUUAAUUUUUUAAAAAAUAAUAUUCAAUCUAUAGAGAAGGAACUGAUAACUGCACGAACAAAAGCAGAAAAUUAUAGACAAUGUCAUAGCAAAGAUAAUAUGGAAUUGAAAAAGAAGAUAAUAGAACUAGAAAAUACUAUCAAAACGCAAAAAGAAGUAGAAAAUGAUCUUAAAAAAAAUUUGAAUAAUGUAGCGAAUAUUAAGAAAUCUACAGAAAUCUCAAAUGCUUUUCAUACGGACUGCGGCAUAGAAACAACACUUUUACGUUGUGAUUAUCCGUCCAAACAUGAGAAUAUAUCUCACUUGUUCAAAACUGUGCAAGAUGCUGUGCAAUUUGCAAAAAUGGCAGUACAAGACUUUGAAAGUGAACUUAAAAAAUUGAUACAUGAUGAAUCCUCUUUCUCCUCCGUUUCAGCAAAAUCUGCUAUGAUUUUAACCGAUUUGUUAGGAAAAUGUAGAGAAAAACUGGAUAUUUGCUUUCAUGAAUUAAGCAAACUUAAAAGUGCUGUAUAUUCUAAAGAAAAACUUUUAGAAAAUAUGGAGGAAGUCGUACGGAUUCAACGAAAUUCAUUGACAAUGAGCCAAGCAGAAGUAAAAGAUCUGCAUCAAAAGUUGCAAGAAAAGAUAGAUAAACAAAGCCUUACAAUCGCGCAAUAUGAGAGAGAGAAGAAUGAAUUGUUGAAGCAGAAUGAACUUCAAAUACAAACUAUCGGGCAUUUACAAAAUGCUGUUGUUGAAGCUAAACGAAAUUUAGAUCAAAUGGCUCAUAAAACAAUGAGUGAUCUUGGUAAGAAAGAUGAAACUAUACGGCAACUAAUGAUGCGCAUCGAUGAAACGCAAGAUCAAUAUAACGAAUGUUUCACAGAGGCAACUAAUCAAGACAUGCUGCUGGACUUGCAACGAGAUGCUAUUGAAAGUCUGCAUAAAAGGAUUCGUUGUGUGGAGUAUAAUAAACGUUUAAUCGCUAUUACGUUGCAUGCAAUAUAUUAUUCAAUUUUAAGCGAAAUACAGAAGCAAAUACGCGAUCAUGUAAAGAAUUUCCGAGAACUGAAAGGGAAGAUGGAUAAUUUUAUGCAGACGAAGGAUUGCUCCAAAAGUAAAUGCACAAACAGAUCGUGCGCAAUAUAUCUUGAAGACAAAAACUGCGAUACUCAAGAUUUGGAGUACUCGAAUAAUACUACAUAUGAAAUAUCGCAUAUGGAAAAACAUUCUGUUAAAGAAGCAGAAAUGAAGAAUAUCACUCAGAUACAAGAAUUAAAAGCAGAAUUACAAAAGGUGAAGCAUACAGAGUGCGAUUUAAGAUACGAAAAUCAGCAACUUCAAAUUAAUCUACAGCAUCACGUAUCAGAAACUGAAAAUCUAAUGAAGAAAAUAGAGCAAAAGGAAACUGAAUAUGAAGAACUUUUGUUGAAAUUAGAAAAUGGAAAAAAAGAGAUCAAUAUGUUAAACGAUCGAGUCAUGAAUAGCAAAGAAAUUAUUAAAAAUCAAUCUCAUGAAGUUGAAAAUCUUAGGAAAAAGUUACUCAUGAAUGAUCAACAAACGGAAAAUUUAUCUGAACUGAAUAUAUCGGAGCUAACUAUUCUAUGUGAUCGAAUAUAUUCUCUGAAAAUUUUACUUCAAGAGAAAUCGGAAAACAUGGUAAAAUUGCAAGCCGAUUAUGAAUUACUUAAGAAUGAAAAUUCUAUAUUAAAGAAUCAAAAUGACAUUAUACAAGCUCAAAUCAAAGAAGAUACUUUACAAUUGAAAGAAAGGCUGAAAGAGGCACGGGUAAAAUUGCGCCAGACAGAAGACAAUUGUCAUCAAAUGGCUGAAGAGCUCAAUAAAGUUCAAGAACAAUUAAUAUCUACAACAAAACGAGAAGCUGAUUUACAAGAAUCAUUAAUGAUUAUGGAAAAAGAUCAUCGUUCUAAGAUUGAAGAAGUAGAAAAUGAAGUAGUCCGUCUUCGUGAUUUAGUGGACAAACUAAGUGAGGAAUUGGAAGAGAUCAAAAAGAUAUUAGCAUUGAAAGAUAUCGAUCUUUGUCAAGCGCAAAAUAAAUGCAAGAAUUACGCUGAUCAUUUGGACAUUACGCGUCAAGAUCUUGAGAAAGAAAAAGAGGAAUUAACACAGGUCGAAAAUGUAAAUCGUGAUUUGAUUCAACAAUUGCAGGAAUACAUGAAAGAUAAUUAUCAUCUUGAUCAACAGAAAAUUUCACUUGAACGAGAUAAUUCUACAUACAUAACUGAGUUACAAGAUAUGCGCAAAUCUUUGCACGAGUUAAAAAAGGAAUGUCACUUGAAGGAUCAAUCUUUAACAAACAUGUCAGCUGAUUUAACUGAUACAGCAAUGAGUAGAGCAAAACUCUGCAAAGAAUCUCAAUAUAUAGUUUCAUGCAUCCGUAACUAUAUAGAGCAACAGAAAAAAUACAAUGAAACUCUGUCGAAAAAGUUGAAAAAUAAACAACAACUUAUAAUGCAGCUUGUAUUUGAAAAAAAAACUUUAUUAAUUAAAAUCCGGAAGAUGAAACGAAUUAAUUUAUUAGCGCAAAAACUGAAAAGAACGCAUAAGUUAGCUAGCAGAAGUUGUAGAAAAGUGCAUAUCAACGGUUAUAUAUCACCAUCAAUUGCGUACCAGACUACGGAUACUGAUUUAACUUCAAGUUUGAACUGUACAAAUUCACGAAAGAAAUAUUCAACGAAACCGAUCAAAAUUGGUCGAUGUACAUCAACAUGUGGCAAUUCAUGGUGGUUUCCCAAAAUGGAACAUUUAAUAAAUGAGGUUCGAAAAAAUAAUCGAUGGUGGAAUGAAAAUUUUAAAAAUGGAACGGAAUCUGACACUUCAUUGGAAGACAAUCGUGAUUACGGUUAUCAAUCCUCGUCUACAAGCAAAUGAAGAAGAUUCAUAGAAGAUUUAUUUUGAUAAAGACUGAAGAAAAAGUAUGAGAUAGAAAUUUGAAGUAUGAAU